AUGAGUGAAAUCAAAUCUACUAUGAAUCCUUGUUCAUCACCUAUCCGUAAACAUUUUUCGGAUGUAACUAAUAAAAAGUUUCAACUCAAUGAUAUUGUCGAUGAUGAUUGUCGAUGGAAAUUACUUAGUGGUGCACCAGUGAUAAGAAUUGAUAAUGAUGAAAAUGAAAAUGAUGCAUGGACAGAAUGUCGAGAAUUAUUUGAACCGAAUCGAUCUCAUAUGCUUAAUCCAUCGUCGAUAAAUAAUAAUUAUUUACUUCGUCAUAGUAGUGCGAAUACAAGUUUAAAUGAAUCAUCGUCACUUGAUGCACUAACAGGAAAUGCUUGUACAAGUAUUGAUGGAAAUCAUGAUGAAAUUCUUUCAAUUAUUGAACAAGCUGGAAUUACUUUUGAAGCAUUAACUGGGUCAUCGACAAAUGAUUUAUUUGCUAGUACAAGUGGUUAUCAUUCAUAUGAACCAUCGCCAUUUACUCAUCGAUUGAAACAUUCUUCAAUACUGGAUCCAUCGGCAGCUGAAUUUCAUAUGGAAAAUGAGAGAGGCUUAAUAACAAAUUCUCAACCAAUAAUUAGUCGAUCGACUAAUGAUCAAUCACAACGUCGCGUAUCUCGAUCUCAUAAUCAAACAUCAUUAAGAUAUUCUACUUCAUAUGAAUAUAAAUUCGGUGGCUAUGGCCGUGGUAUUCAUGAAUUUCUUGAACCGAAUGGUAUUGCUUUCCUUUCGGAUGGUACCAUUUCUGUGGUUGAUACUAAUUCGAGUCAAAUUAAACUUUUUGAUCCUGUUCGACGAGAAUGUGUGCUGAAAUUUGGUCAAGCUGGAACAAGACCUGGUGCAUUACUUUAUCCAUAUCGUAUUGCUGUUUUGCCUGGACAUGAUUUACUUGUUAUGGUACAACGUUCACCACGACCAAUGAUACAAAUAUUUGAUCGAAAUGGCCAAUUUAUUCGACGAUUCGGUAAUGAUCUUGAAAGUCCAAGAGCUAUUUGUAUCGAUCAACAGGGUCGAAUUAUUGUUAUUGAAUCGAAAAUAAUGAAAGUGCAUAUAUAUGAUCCAACAUCAGGUCGUUUAUGGGGUCAAUGUGAUUUACGCGAUCAUUUGAGUUUUCCGACAAGUGUCUGUGUCAAUGAUCGACACGAACUCUAUGUUAGCGAUAAUGAAUCACAUUUUGUUCGAGUAUUUGAUUAUAAUGGUAAACAUUUGAAAAAUAUCGGAGCUGGAAUCACAUAUCCAAUAGCAUGCCGAAUUAAUCAACCACGGCGUGAACUUAUUGUUGUUGAUAAUCAUGAAAAUUUUAAUAUAACAACAUAUGAUUAUGAUGGAAAUAGAAAAUAUUCGCAUUAUUCACUUAUGAAACAUUCUCAAUGUUUCGAUGUUGCUGUUGGAUAUAAUGAUGAAUUAGCAAUGGCAUCGAAAGAUUAUAAAGUAUAUGUUUAUAAAUUAGGUGAAGGUUUAGAAAUGGCUGGCAGUGAUCUCAAUCCUCAUUAUUAG
This is a messenger RNA of Rotaria socialis, 1485 nucleotides long. The record is from the annotation of a GenBank genome assembly. NCBI's taxonomy places the organism in Eukaryota, Metazoa, Rotifera, Eurotatoria, Philodinida, Philodinidae.